AUACAGAAAGUCUAUAAUUAAUUUGCAGUCUUCAGAAUUUUUAUUUAUAGAAAAUAUUUACAUCUUAAUAAUAAUUUUACUGUAAUGUCACUCUUUAUUUAAUCUAAGGAUUUAUACGCCCUCAGUUUCUCUAUCAGAAGUGUAGAUGUCAGGCCACUCAAUCGGAGGUAAUCCUGUAAGAUCGUCCAUCCAAUGAGUGAUUGUGUACGGGUCGACCAAUCUGGGGGGUAUUCCAGAAAGCUUGAUUAACUUACCAUUUGAUAAACUAUAACCUCUGGGUUGAUUUACCCCAAACAGGCAUACCAUGAGUAUGUCGGUUCCAAAACACCUGAGAAGAGUUAGUUUAAUCAACCUCUUACUGGUUACCCAGAGUUAAUGCGCGUGCACGGUGCAUGUAUAAAGACAUUUUCAAAAGAUCGCCGAUUUCACGAGUCACCAUGGAAACUCAAAGCGAAAAAAAGAGAGCGGCGUAUUUCACAGAGGAGUUGGAAGUUUUAAUGUAUGCUUGUGAGGAGUUUGAGCCAAUAAUAUAAAAAAGAAGCAAUACAGCUGCAUCGGCUAAAGCAAGAGAGUUGGCUUGGCAAAAAAUAACGGACAGAGUAAAUGCGUGAGUGUAUUAAAUUACAAAUUUGGUAUUUGCUCCCGUUUUAUUGAAAUGCAAAAUAAUGAAGUAUGACUUAUACAUCCUUUUGAAUAUGUUAAAUCACUAUGAAAGCAUUUACUUUUCCUGCCAUUUAUUUCUUUAGCUUGAAAUAAUAAUGUAUAUUUCUUAUUUAAUAAGGUGUAAUCCUUCUGGAGCCACAAGAACUUUAAGCCAAGUCAAAAUGAAACACAAAAACAUUCUGCAAAAAGCUAACAGAAAGAAGACUGAAGCCCGUCUAACUGGCGGGGGGCCACCACAACCUCCCCUCACCCCAUCUGAGGAGCUGGCUCUAUCCCUUAAUAAAGGGCGACCAGUGGUUGCUGGCAUUCCAGGGGGCAGUUCAUCACACAUACUAUGCACCACAAGUGAUGGUGAAAAAAGGGUGAAAUAUACUGAUGGACGGAUUGUAUUAUUGGACUCUCCAGAAAGAACACAGUCUGUCACAGUUGAUGAAGAUGAUGAUGACGAUGAAGAGACCACAUCUGCUGUGACAGAAGUGGACAAUGCUGGUAGAUCCACUGAGUACAUACCUAGGGAUUUGCCCACAGAUGAGGGUCCUUCAGCCUCAGCACACAAUCUAAGCAGGUUGCCAGCAAAGGAGCUGUAUAAGGUCCAUCUUCAAAAACAAAUAAGAAAAAGUGACAUGGAGAUGGACCUUAUACAGCUUCAAAUGGAAGAGAAAAGGCUCCUCAUUAAAAACGCAGCACUUGAAAUAGAAUUACUUGAGAAUCGCCUUAAGGUGAGAACUUGUCUGAAUAUGAAUCUGUUGCAUGUUAAAAGUGGUCCGUCUGUCUGUCUGUGUCUGUCUCUAUCUAUCUAUCUAUCUAUCUGUAUCUAUGUAUGUAUGUGUAAAGCAAUAUAAAAAAAAACAUUUUAAUGAAUUUUACUUUUACUGUUUUUCUGGAAAUGAAGAAAUAAACUGCCUGGCAGACCAUUGCCAAAAAAACUAAUAAAAGUAAUUUUGACAAAUCCUGUCUCUCAAAAGUCUUCCGUCUCUGUUGGCCUCUAAAAUCUGUCGGUGUUCCUCUGGGCCAUCUUCCUCAAUACAAGGAGGGUGGCUCUCUCCUCUUAUAGUGGCAAUAUUGUGAAGCACAACACAAGCCCCAAUAAUGUUGCAUGCCCUCUCUGGACUAACCCGGAGCCUACGCAGACACUGAAACCGAGAUUUGAGGAUCCCUAUAGUCAUCUCCACCUUGGCACGUGUUCGGCUGUGAGACAGGUUAAACCGUGUCUGUGGUCCAGGCUCAGGUUCAGGGUAGGGUGUCAUUAAAUAGGGCAGACAAGGGUAUCCUCUGUCCCCCAGCAAGUAACCAUUGUACUGUCCUGUAAUGAUUGAAGUGUACAACACAAAUAUAGUAAAAAC
Carassius auratus (goldfish) is the source of this 2006-nucleotide messenger RNA. RefSeq lists its product as uncharacterized. The transcript has 6 exons. NCBI's taxonomy places the organism in Eukaryota, Metazoa, Chordata, Actinopteri, Cypriniformes, Cyprinidae. The record is from RefSeq and is a predicted model, not a curated record. The coding region runs from base 759 to 1505 and encodes 248 amino acids.